Molecule: messenger RNA, 2023 nt
Organism: Neogale vison (American mink)
Lineage: Eukaryota; Metazoa; Chordata; Mammalia; Carnivora; Mustelidae
Gene: ERICH1
Product: glutamate rich 1
Exons: 6
Coding region: 61-1203 (380 amino acids)
Source: RefSeq, a predicted model, not a curated record
CGUCGCCGCUCUGUCCCUGAAGCGGCGGGCGCGGGGCGAAGCUGCGGUCCCGGGAUCGCCAUGGCCACGCCGCGGCAGCACGUGUUUGUGGGGAAAGUGCUGAAGAGGCUUUUCCCUCGUGUUCCCUGCAGCCAAGAAAAGAGCGCGCCUGUGACUCCAGCGUCUGACAAGGCAGCCGGGAGAGUGGCCGCUGAGGAGGUCCCCAGUUUGACAGAUGAGGACACCAAGGUCCCACCUCGAAGGCGACUCUACACGGCAAGUUUGCCUCCUGAGGGGUACGUCCCUGCUCCGCCAGAGCCGCGGGGCAGCCCAGCCUCCGAGGACACGUCUGGCAGCGAUGACAUGGGAGGAGGGUGCCGGCUCCCAGAGGAGGAGCUUCCCCAUCCACCGAAGAGAAGGAGGGCGAGAAAGCAUAAAUCCAGGCAGAGUUUUAAAAAUCCCAAUAAUGAUCACACGGAACCAGCAGAAUUAGAGAAACAGCAGAGUCUUUUACAAGAAAAGUGGCAGCCACAGCCCGCAGAUGGCCCCACGAUGAGUAGAAAUAAGAAGAGGAAACUGAAGAAGCAGCAGCAGAUGAAGAGGAAGAAAGCCGCGGGUUUCCUCACGGCAGCCUCUGGCCGCAACUUCCUGUACCAGCCCGAGGAGGGCGACAGCGGUCACGGAGGCCCGGCAGACGGCGGGGAUGCUGACGGGGACGAUGAGGGGGACCGUGCAGACGCCUGCGGGGAGCACCAGGACAGCACGGAUGCCGGCGAGGAAGAUGUUAAAAGUACCGAUGAGAAGGCAGAUGGGAUCCUAAGCUUUCUGAAGUCGACACAAGAAAUUUAUUUUUAUGAUGGUGCCUGCAAGGAUGGGGACUCAGCUGUGUCCCCGGAGGCCUGUCAGGAGCUGCUCCAGCGUCUCGAGGACCACAGCGUGUCCCCCUCCGACGUGCUCCUGGUGGAUCACAUGAAAACACUGUUACUCACGCGAGAUACCGCGAGCCUGCAGCGCGUCCUGGAGAGGUUCCCGGCGUGUUGCACCAUGCCGCCCGUUUGGAUGCCCCAUUCUCCAGAGAUCCUUUCCCCUCAUCACCCCUCCAUGUCCUUAAGAGAUGCCUGUUCCACUAACUGGAACCUUCUGGACACAGAUUGGGACAGCCAGUAUUUGCUACCUGUUCUGGAGAUCCAUCAGUUUGCAGCUAGGUGCUGUGAAGCAACCUGAGCUUCAUAAAAGUCAGUAAGUGGAGCCACUCGCUAGACCUGGACACGGGCAUAGGCCCACACACCCCAGGGCUGGGACCAAGAAAAUGAUUACCCAUGGGCAGAGUGGGGGCAUGUCCUAAAGGAGGCAUUUUGAGGAGGACACAUCUUAAGGUGGGAGAGGAGGGCACGAGGGUCACUCUUCUGAAGUCUGGUUCCUCCCCACUCUGCCCCAGGCAGAAAUGUCCCCUGCACAAGUGUCCUGCCCAUCCGCUGCCUCCUCCUCUCCCUGAAUAGUAAGUCAGCAUAGAAUGUGGGUGACGUCUGACACCCAGGACUCCUGCCCCGUCCUGCAGGGACAAGGGACCACUCCACAGGCGAGAUGUUAGCCAUUACUUGCCUUCAGGGUCUCCCUGACUGGCCUCGGGAAACCUGUCUUUUCACUGUGCCAGGCUGUGAACCUCCCCUCGGUGCCCAUGAAUUAAUAAGCCGUGUCUGCCAAUAUGAAAAUAGUGACAAAUACAUUAAUUUCCUUGUUAAUUCUCACUAAUUUGUGUCUCUUAAUUGUGAUCAAUGUACGUUUUUUCUGUGCAUGGCAAGUUAAUACACAGUAGAUGGAGAGGAAAACCCUCCAGUUGGCAGACAGACAGGGCCCUUAUUGGGUCUCUUUCCUCUUCUGUCGACUCCCUUCCUGGCCUCUCCCCAGCUGGGGUUUUACCUUCUUUGUUUCCCAGGCCACACCCAGGGGCAGGGUGUGAUCCCAGGGCCUGUGAGUUUAUAUAUUCUUCUUCAAAGGAGAAAAAAAUCCCUCUUCUACAGAACAAAAGCAAAUAAAUCUUGUC